Messenger RNA from Perca fluviatilis (European perch), 1937 nucleotides. RefSeq names its product hepatoma-derived growth factor-related protein 2-like. Gene Ontology annotation, biological process: regulation of transcription by RNA polymerase II. The coding region runs from base 199 to 1611 and encodes 470 amino acids. NCBI's taxonomy places the organism in Eukaryota, Metazoa, Chordata, Actinopteri, Perciformes, Percidae. The record is from RefSeq and is a predicted model, not a curated record. Gene Ontology annotation, molecular function: double-stranded DNA binding; transcription coregulator activity. Gene Ontology annotation, cellular component: nucleus. The transcript has 7 exons.
GCGCCGAACGUGACGUCACGUGACACGAGCUUUUACCGGGGCGGUAAACAUGGCGACAAGAAGUGAAUCGUAGCUUGGUAACAAGAAGAAGCCUCCUUCUUGUACCACCGAGGAAAGCACCGAGACGCGUAUCUACGUUUUCAGACGACUAUCGAUCGGUUGUCGGCCACUUCUCCGCGAUCGAGAGCCCGAAGCUGCAUGAUGCCGGGGAAAAGUGGUGACCAGUUCAAACCAGGAGACCUGGUCUUUGCCAAGAUGAAGGGCUUCCCUCACUGGCCUGCCAGGGUGUGUAAGCCGCUCGACGGACACAAGAAGCGAGUGUCGGUCUUCUUCUUCGGGACCCAUCAGCUAGGUCACCUCCCUCCGGAGAACGUCGUCCCCUACGUCGGCAACAAGACGAAGUACGGCAGCGGCGUCCGCAUCAAGGGCUUCACGGAGGGCAUGUGGGAGAUCCAGAACACCCCGGCAGUCGGGAGCAAACUCAAAAUGCCAGCGCAAACUGCCGCCAAAACCACACCUGCAAAACCGACUUCUGCCGCCAAAACCACACCUGCAAAACCUGCCAAAGCCACACCUGCAAAACCAACUUCUGCGGCUAAACCCCCGACAGAAUCCACUCCCGGUGAACCGUCUCCUGCCGAGCCGGACCGUAAACCCGCUGCCGGCAGAGUUAAGCGUAAGAAAACGGCAGCUCCUCCUCCUCCUGCUGCUGCUGCGGCCAAAACUCCCACGAGGGCUUCGCUGAGGUCGGCUCCGGAGAAGCCGUCCGACUACGAACCGACUUCUGAACGGGCUUCGGCUUCGGACGUCGUUUCCGAGGCUCCGGCGAACAGGAGGAGCAGCAGGAGGUCGGCUUCAGGAGGGCGCAGGGAGGACACGGCUUCGUCGGAGAAUAAGGAGGAGGUGGAUGCUGAGCAGCAAAAGGAAAGGACACCUGCGAGUCCUGAUGUCAGCGCUCCAGGCGACCACGAACUCAAGUCCGCGCCGGCAGAAAUGUCCGAGAACGAGGGAGGACGGAAAGAAGAAGAGGAAGAGAAGGAGGCGUCAGACAGCCAAGGAGUCAAGAGGAAGAGAGACGGAGAGGAGGAAGAGAAGGAGGAAGAGGAGGAGGAGGAGGAGGAGGGAACGAAUCAGGACAGCAGCGAAGGAACGAAAGAAGUGGCGACGAGAGAGCCGACGCCGCCCGAGAGCCAGGGAACAAAAAGAAAAAAAGAGGAAGAGGAGAAGGAGGAGAAGAAAACAAAGCAGGAUGGAGACGCGGGAGGAAAGAACGAAGGAGGAAAGAGAGGGAGAACGGCAGCGAGCAGAAGGGUGACGACGAGGAGAGCCGAGAAAGAGAAAGAGGGAGAAGGUGAAAAAGCAAUACAAGAUGAAAGGAAAGCCGUGACCACGAAAGAGAGGCGAGCAACAGCGAGUAGAAAGAAGGAGGAGGAGGAGGAGGGAGGAGGAGGAGGAGGAGGAAGUGAAGAAAACAAAGCACGCGGAAGGAAAGACAGAAGAAGUGAAAACGGAAGAAAGAACAAAGAGCCGGAGAAGCAAAGGAUCAGAGAGCAAUGCAGCAAAAAGAAAGGAGGAAGAGGAGGAGAGACAGAGGAGAACAAAACGGGGUGAAGGUGCGGAAGGAAAGACGGAAGAGACGACGAGACCGGAGAGCGAGGUGAUGAAAAGAAGGGAGGAGGAGGAGGAGGAGGAGAAACGGAAGAAAACGAAGCAGGGCGAAAGCGCGGAAGAAAAGAAAGGAGGAGGAGGAGGAGGAGGAGGCACUAAAGAGGGAAAGGAGGACGAGAAGAGAACCAGACAAGACGUCAGCGAAGGGAGGAGGAGGAGAACGAGAGGAAAGAAGACAAGCGGCGCCGAAGUUAUGGAGAAAAGAGAGGAGGAGGAGGAGGAGGAGGGGCGGAGAAGAAAGAGGAAGAGAGGAGAAGAGAAGGAAGAAG